AUGGCAAACGCAACCAACGUGGAUGCCCUCAUCGUGGGGGCGGGCUUUGGCGGAAUCUACCAGCUCAAGCGAUUGCGAGACCUGGGUAUGAACGCCGUCGUCGUCGACAAAGCCAGCGACGUCGGAGGCACUUGGUACUGGAACCGCUAUCCCGGCGCCAUGAGCGACACCGAGAGCUAUCUGUAUCGUUUUACUUGGGACAAGGAGGACCUGCAAACCUAUCCCUGGGAAAACACGUAUCUUUCACAGAGCGAGAUUUUGGCCUAUUUGAAGCAUGUGGUCGCAAAGCACAACCUCCGGCAGCACAUGAAGCUGAGCACGGAAAUGCUAUCGGCCGACUGGGACGCCGACCACUGGCGAGUCACAGCGAGCACCGGAGAAGUCUUCCAUGCGCGCUAUCUGAUCACGGCUCUGGGUCUCUUGUCGGUUGCCGUGUAUCCCGACAUCCCUGGUCUGGACACCUUCAAGGGCCAGAAAUGCCACACGUCGGCAUGGGACCCCAGCAUCAAUUUGGAGGGCAAACGUGUUGGAAUCAUCGGCUGUGGCUCCACCGGGGUGCAAGUCAUCACUGAGAUAGCGGACAAAGUCGGCCAGCUUUAUUGUUUCCAAAGACAUCCCCAGUACAGUGUGCCCAGCGGGAUCAAGCCGGUCACGCCGGAAUACCGAGACUGGGUCAAUAAGAACUACGAGAAGAUCAUCGCCGACCAAAAGACCUCGUUGACCUGCUUUGGCAUCCCCGAAUCCACCACCCCCUAUAGCCAAGUCCCUCCGGCGGAGCGAGAAGCCGUGUUUGAGAAGCUCUGGGAAGAGGGCAACGCGUUCAGGUUCAUGUUCGCCGGAUUCUCCGACAUUGGGAGCGAUAAAGAAGCCAAUGAAGCCGCUUGUGCCUUCAUCCGGAAGAAGAUCGCUCAGAUUGUCAAGGACCCCGAAAAGGCUCGGAAGUUGACCCCCCACGACGCUUAUGCACGGCGCCCGGUUUGCGACCAUGGAUACUACAAACAAUUCAACCGCGACAACGUCGACAUCGUCCAUCUGCAGGAGGAACCUAUCCAGUCGAUCACCCCCACCGGGAUCAUGACCACGGCCCGCCACUACGACCUCGACGUUCUCAUUUUUGCCACGGGCUUCGACGCCAUCGACGGCAGCUAUAGCCGCGUCCUCAUCCGAGGUGCCAAUGGCCAAACUCUCAAGGAAUAUUGGAGCGACGGGCCCAGGGCCUACUUGGGACUCAACGUCUCGGGGUUCCCGAACAUGUUCAUGAUCACCGGUCCUCAAGGACCGUUCACGAAUGUGCCGCCCAUGAUCGAACAACAUGUUGACAUCAACACCAAGAUCAUUCAGCAUACCGAGGCGAUGAGACUUGCGACUGGCAGGGCCGUUGCUGAGGUUCGACAAGAGGCCGAGGACGAAUGGGUCGAACACUGUAAUGCAUUGGCGAAUGCAACUCUCUUCCCUCAAACCCCGUCGUGGAUCUUCGGCAACAAUGUCGAGGGCAAGCCGAUCGCCUCUAGAUACUACAUGGGCGGCAUGGUGAACUACUUGAAGUAUGUCAACACGAUGAUCCAGAACGGCUAUCGGGACUUCAAACCAAUCGGCCAGGCUGCGUAG
Molecule: messenger RNA, 1608 nt
Organism: Fonsecaea pedrosoi CBS 271.37
Lineage: Eukaryota; Fungi; Ascomycota; Eurotiomycetes; Chaetothyriales; Herpotrichiellaceae
Exons: 1
Coding region: 1-1608 (535 amino acids)
Source: RefSeq, a predicted model, not a curated record